Messenger RNA from Stylophora pistillata, 4408 nucleotides. Its product is annotated as reversion-inducing cysteine-rich protein with Kazal motifs. Gene Ontology annotation, cellular component: plasma membrane. Gene Ontology annotation, biological process: extracellular matrix organization. NCBI's taxonomy places the organism in Eukaryota, Metazoa, Cnidaria, Anthozoa, Scleractinia, Pocilloporidae. Gene Ontology annotation, molecular function: metalloendopeptidase inhibitor activity; protein binding. The record is from RefSeq and is a predicted model, not a curated record.
GCGUCUGCUCAGAAAGGAGAUCUAGUUGUCUAACUUGACGAGGAAAGUGGAUUUGAAUUGCCCCGAGAAAGAUACCUUUGCUGCGCUUCGCAGACUAGAAAGUGCUUGAGAGGGUCCAUGCAGUUCCUGUUCUUGUUCCGGCAACAUGCUCGUGCUGCUUAGCACACUGUGGCUCGCCUGUGCGGUUUUCCGAAGCCAAGCCAUCAGUUGCUGUCGAAGUGCUACUGAAUUUGGUGCUUGCAAACAUCACUGUAAUGAGUUGGAGUCCGAAACAGACGUAAGUUUACGCUAUGAGAAGCUCCGUGAACUCCCGGCUUACUGUCCCGGACAUUUGAUCUCUUUCUGGCGGUGCCUUAACGUUUCAAAUCCAGGAAUCAGUAAAUACAUUGGAACAAACCCAUCAAACUUUGCCAAAACCUGUUGCCUUCUUCCUUCGACUGAAAAUUGUCGGAAAGCAUGUCGUGAAGGAAGGUCAGCAGAUCUGAAGAAAACGUGCUCAGAAGCAGAAGAGGGUUCCAUGUACCGAUGUUUGGACAGAUAUCAAGCAUCAAGAAAUUGUUGCACAAGUUCUGUAUUGAUCAGUCAAAAGUGCACGCGUUCAUGCCAAGUGGUAUUUUCAUCCGAGCUUCGGCCAUCAAUUCAGAUGGAGAAAAAUGUGCAAAAGUUUUGUGCAAGACAUCAACAAGUGGUUUCCUGUGUUAAAAGUCUAACUUCUGGCGUGGUACCCUGUACUGAACAAGGAUUGGAUUCUAAGCCCAAAGUUUCUAAAAAUGCAAAGAUAAGAGAUGAGUUUUGGGUUUGUCUUCUUGAAAGCUCAGAGAAAAAGCCACGUCCAGUUUGUCCUCAGAGAAGACCAGCACCUCCAAUACCAGUUUCAGGAGUCGAUGGUGCAAGACUUCAGUGUUGCUCCAAAGCUACAACUAAUGUUUGCUGGGAUCUUUGUGUCCAGAUGUACACUACCAAGUGGGGAAAGGCACAGAACUGGCCUAGAUUUGAUGAAAGCUGUUCCUACAAUCCUAAAGAGAUCAACAUGAUGAACUGCCUAGCUGAUGUGACAGAGCCAUGUCAGCUGGGAUGCUCAGGUCUCAGUUUUUGUACAAACUUCAACAACAGGCAUACUGAAUUGUUCCGUAGCUGUAACAGCAAGUCUGACUAUGGAGCUAAAAGUCACAUGCAGGAAUGGAAAAAAGGCUUCAUUCAAAUGCCCAAUAUUGUGAUUCCAAUAAAGGACAUCAAGAAAUGCCUUCCUGAAACAUGGAAGGCCAUUGCUUGUGUGCUUCAGAUCAAGCCAUGCAGUGUCAAAUCUCACAGAAGUACCAUCUGCAAGCCUGACUGUGUGCAGAUUCUAGAAAAGUGUCGCAAUUCCAGUGCAACUUUACAAUCAAAAUUGCCAGAGGAAGUUUGUAAAGAACUUUCUCCCCCUGAGAAACAAGCACCUUGUAUCUCCCUGCAAGAAUACCUCGUACCCAGCAAGUACACUGAUAUUACAGAUGAAGUGACUCACCCUUGCAAUCCAAACCCAUGCAAAGAGAAUCAAGAUUGUGAUAUAAACAGAAGUUGCUACGGAGCGCUUCUUGACCGGUGUCAAUCACACACUUGUGUUCCAGGUUGUCCCCUGGGUGAUGCAUCAAGUUUCCUUGUGCGAGUCGGAGAGUAUGCAAGGGUGCCUGUUGUGUCUGGCAAAGAAGGUUGCUUCAGGAUGUGCCACUGUGAUGGAACGUCUAAACUCAGCAAUUGUAUAAACCUUGAGUGCAUUGAGCCAAAGGAGUGCACGCUAAAAGAAAAUGUUAUAAAUAACGGCGAAACGUUUAUUGAUGAGUGCAACCUAUGUACGUGUUUCUCGGGAGAACUGACUUGCACAAAGAGAAAUUGUCCAGACUCUGUACUAUCACCGGAGUUCAAUGCAAGUCGGCCCAAACGCAAUCGAACACCCGAUAACGUUUCUACAGAUACAGACACCAUCAAUACUCUACCAUGCGGUUGUAAGAAUGUUUAUGAUCCAAUGUGUGGAAGUGAUGCAAAGACUUACCCCAAUCCUUGUGUGGCACGGUGUCUUGGGUUACCUCCUACUUGGUUAAAGAAAGGCAACUGUGCUUCCAUUGAUCCGUGUGAACCAAGCCCCUGUGAUGCUGAUGAAAAGUGUAUUGUGGAAAGAAAGACUUGUUUGUCCAUAGGUGAUCCUUGUCCUCAAUAUUACUGCGUAUCAGAGGGAAAAUACUGCAGCGAUCUCCAGUUGGACCCAGUCUGUGAUUCGGAAAACAAUCAGCAUCCAAACCUCUGCUCGUUGCAGUUCAACCGCAAGACACUGGCGUACAGAGGAUUCUGCAAGGAUGACUGUAAACCCCCUUCCCCUGCCGUGUGCGGUGUUAACGGAGAGACAUACUCCAGCACAUGCGCAGCGCACUCAGCAAGAGUGAUUGUUGAUUAUCAAGGCCGGUGUAAAGCCGUAGGGACUGGACCUGGGCAUGACGAUGAACCACGUUGUGAGAAUGUCACGUGUCCUGAUAUAAAACCAUCUCACUGCAAAGGAAUCAUACCGCCAGGGGCCUGCUGCCCACACUGUGCGGCUCAAGUUCGAGUUUUAUACAGUCUGAAACAGUUGGCAAAUAAUCGAGAAGGCUUUGGUAUACACGAGUCAGUUACACUGGAACAAGUAUUUCAGAUCCUUCGGCGGCAUAUAUCUACGACUGAAUGCGAUCUCUUCGGAUAUCACAGCAUUGAAGGCGAUGUAGUUGUUUUAGUAAUGGCUAUCACGACAAAGCCAACUAAACUUCAGGUGGAAACCUGUAAUCGCGAGGCGCAAAAGAUUGAAGCUCUUAUUAAUACUGGAACACCGUCAUUCACAUCCGACAUGGUGCUUUCUGCUCUGAAAGCAGCUCAGUCUCGGGUGCCCACGUUAUCAGUUAAGCCGGAUAAACCGGUUUCCGACUCGCGCAAAAAUAAAGCGAGUCGGUUGAACAGUGCUCUUACUGCAACAAUGCUGCCAAUCAUAGUGUUACCUGUCAUGCUCCGAACAGGUAGAAGUUAACAGUGGAUAUUAUACAGAGUAUUUUUUAUGUAAAUGCAAUUAAAUUUCGUCAGCAUAAAGAUAAAUUAUUGUAUUUUUGAAGAAUGAAAAUGUUUUUGUAGACGUAAAAACGGUUCGCGGUACUUUUGUGUAUGCCUGGUAGUAGGAUCUACCGUGCCGGUGACACUUCCUUCGUUUAUUUGGACCUCCUGGCACUUUCGGUUUAACACGAAAGGUUUAGUUUUGAUCGGUUGUUGACUCAGUCAGGUGCGGCACGUUUUACUUCAAUGCGUCACACAAUGGACAGACGAGUCAGUUAUCUCCAGGAAUAACGUCAAAACCAAUUCAAGGCUUUUCUAUUAUAUUACUAUUAUGUUUGUUUGUUUGUUUUUGUUUGGAACAACAAAAACAACUCUUAGAAGAAGAAAGGAUAACAUAAAAUAUUAGUUUAAUAAGGAGAAACCCGUGAAGGGAAUAACAACCCAAGAAGACAUAAGGAUAGAAAAUACUGACUCGGAAUCCAGAUUACGAAAUUGUAACCUUUGACUGAAAACUUGACGCAGCUCCUGUUGAGUAAUGUACGGACCGCCGAAUUUUCAGGCAGAGCAAUUCUGCUGCGCAAAUAUUUGAAAUUCUCGUCUUUCUGAACGAGGUAAGAAGAGAGCAGGAAAGUUUGUGUCUAUAUUUUUUAACAAAAAAGAGAAAACCUCGUACGCUUUUUCUUAGAGAAGCACGUUAUUUCUCUCUGUGUUAAGGUCAAUAUAUUGCGCUACGUUUGCUGACUUUUAAAUCCGAAAAAAAAAAACUGAUCUUACCGUUCCUUAUAUUUUUAUCUUUUCUUCUUUUAAAGAAAGUAAAGAGCGUAUUGAGUGCUAUUUCGAAGCUGAUCGUGUUAGAUUGAUUUUUGAAAUGGCCCAUACAGAUCAUUACGUCUAAAGUAAUAUAUAUAACUCGUUAUGGUUUGUACGAUGUCUUCAAGAAUUGUCCAGACUGAACUUCAAAAGCUCUGACCGUUACUGUUGAGUUAUGCAUCAUUAAAUGAAUUGUAUAACUCAUUUAUGCAUCAGAGACUAAUCUGUUAAACAAAUGUUUAAAUCAAGAAUUGAUGUAUGCCUUGUCACGCGAACUAUAUUGGUAGAUUGCGUGACAAGUUAGUCAAACGUUUUGUUGGAAGUAUUUUUUCUUUUCAAGCUUAUUCAAUCCAAAUGUUUAAAUAAUAUAAAAUACUUAAUAUUUAUUUUAUACGUGAGGAAAAUACCAUUAAUAUUAGAAGUACCCCGGUUAAAAAAAAAGUUUGUAUAUAAUAUUGUCACCCAAUUAUAUCUGACAAAGUCUGUAAAUAUAAAGAUUAAGUUUCUUAAAAAAACACGGGUACAGGUAUUAAAAAACACGUUUUAUACA